Molecule: messenger RNA, 1481 nt
Organism: Lemur catta (Ring-tailed lemur)
Lineage: Eukaryota; Metazoa; Chordata; Mammalia; Primates; Lemuridae
Gene: APOL6
Product: apolipoprotein L6
Exons: 5
Coding region: 106-957 (283 amino acids)
Biological process (GO): lipoprotein metabolic process; lipid transport
Cellular component (GO): membrane; extracellular region
Molecular function (GO): lipid binding
Source: RefSeq, a predicted model, not a curated record
CCUGCCGGACCAGAGGCCCUCAGAGAGGCAAGGACAGAGGCACAGGACCACACGCCACUUGUGAGAGCUCCGUGGAGAGAAGAAGAUCACUCGGCCCGUGGAGACAUGGAUUUGGUGUCACACUGCACAGGGGACAAGAAGGAGGACAUUCCUCCAAGCGAAGAUGAGGAGCCAGAAGAUCAUCUGUCAGCUGAAGAAAAAAUAUUUUUGAGAGAGUUUCCCAGAUUGAAACAAGAUCUAGAAGUGAACAUUAAAAAACUCUAUGCCCUUGCAGAGGAUGUCGACAAAAGACACAAAACAUUCACCAAGACCAACCUGGUGGCCAACUCCGUGGCUGUCGUCUCUGGAGUUGCGUCCAUCCUGGGGUUAGUCCUGGCUCCGGUGACAGGAGGAGGGAGCCUGCUACUCUCCACUGCUGGUCAAAGUUUGGGGGCAGCAGCUGGAGUCACCAGCAUUGUGACCAACCAGUUGGAAUGCUCUCACAAGAAAAAAGCCCAAGCUCAGGCCAGCGACCUAGUGGCCAGUGAGGAUGAGGCCGAGGAAGAAAUCUAUAUCUCAGUAGCCGGCAGCAUUGUCUGUAGCGUUGCCCACACUGUCAACAACAUGAAGAAGAGCCUCCGUGCCUUUCAGAAAGCCAAAGCCCACCCCCGCUUGGUCAAGGCCGCCAACCGCCUGAUGACCACUGGCCACAUCUCGGCCCGAAGGAGCAGGCAGGUGCAAAAGGCCUUUGGGGGCACAGCACUGGCCAUGACAAAAAGUGCUCGCAUCGUGGGAAGUGCACUGACCGGCUUCAGCCUUGGCCUGGACUUGGCCGCUGCUUCGAGGGACUGGAAGCAUCUGAAGGAGGGAGCAACAACAGAGCUUGCAGAUGAGCUGAGGGCCCAGGCUUCGGAGCUGGAAACGAAACUGAAGGAACUCACUGAGCAACACGAGAGGCUGCAGCAGCCCUGGCAGUAAUCGCUGGCUCAGAUACCGGCCUGCACUCAAAAGACGCCCCUGGAACCUGCCCGGCCACAUUCCAGUGGGAAGGAGAGAGGCGGAGCCCCUGCGCAUCUCGCAUCUCCCCAACACUCGCCUCCUUCCGGACCUCGGAACCUGCAUGAGUUCUCCUGGCCGCUCAGUUCACCUAUCUGAAAAGUAUUUUUUUUCUUUUCUGUGCUUUAACUGCUGUUUUUAAAGUAGUGCAUGGAUAUUAAAUACAAUUUUUUUUUUAAGUUCAGGAAAGUAAAAAAAAUAGGAACAAACAAUGCACCAACCAAGGGUAACAAGGUUGGCAUUUUGGCAUGGAGUUUCUUUCCUGUGCUUCCUUUGCUUUCGGGUUGACGUGCUGGCUUUAGGCCAUUACGCCAUUGUCAUUAGACGGCCCGUGCACGGGGGACCCUCCCUUGGGGCUUUACACAGUACGGGUUUCUGCCCCCCAUGAGUUUGCUUUUUAUGUUACAAAAUAUUCUCCUGACCACACAUAUAAUCUUUUAAUCAGA